Messenger RNA from Populus euphratica (Euphrates poplar), 3306 nucleotides. RefSeq names its product Alkaline-phosphatase-like family protein. NCBI's taxonomy places the organism in Eukaryota, Viridiplantae, Streptophyta, Magnoliopsida, Malpighiales, Salicaceae. Gene Ontology annotation, biological process: GPI anchor biosynthetic process. The record is from RefSeq and is a predicted model, not a curated record. The transcript is spliced from 18 exons. The coding region runs from base 137 to 3070 and encodes 977 amino acids. Gene Ontology annotation, cellular component: endoplasmic reticulum membrane.
CUUGAAAAGCAGAAACACCCCUGAGAAUUUGGUAGGAUGUUCAAAGAGGCAGAGCAGCCAUAUAACAAAAUCAGUUGAACUUGUUGCUUCCCUUUGUUGCUGAAUCCAACUAACCAACCAAAUUAUUCUAAUAAAAAUGAAAUUAUCAAUCAUAAUUACAGUAAUAAUAUCCGCAGUUAUCCUUCAAAUUAUCGGUCUCUCACUCUUCGUCUUCGGCUUCUUCCCCGUCAAACCAGCUCUCUCCGGCGUCAGUGGUCCUGAGAGCUUUUAUUACGACGAUGACGGCGGCAGCGAUUCCGUUGCAAAUCACACGCGGGCGUCUAUGCCUCCUCAUCUCCUCAAAUCUCUCUAUCAGGAGCUCUCCGGAAUCCAUCCUUCUUUUGAACGUCUGAUUUUGAUGGUUAUUGAUGGUCUUCCAGCGGAAUUUGUUCUCGGAAAGGAUGGGCAGCCUCCACGGGAGGAUUUCAGGGAAGCCAUGCCUUAUACUCAGGCAUUGCUUUCUAAUGGAAUGGCAAGUGGAUACCAUGCGAAGGCUGCACCUCCUACUGUUACCAUGCCUCGUUUGAAGGCCAUGGUUUCCGGUGCGAUAGGGGGCUUCUUGGAUGUGGCUUUCAAUUUUAACACACAAGCUAUGUUAGAUGAUAAUCUUCUUGGUCAAUUUUUUAGGAUUGGUUGGAAAAUGGUGAUGCUUGGUGAUGAAACCUGGCUCAAGCUGUUUCCGGGAUUAUUCACAAGACAUGAUGGAGUUAGCAGUUUUUAUGUUAAAGACACAGUACAGGUAGAUCAAAAUGUUUCUCGACAUUUGGAGAACGAGCUUAACAGAGAUGACUGGAAUCUUCUGAUUCUUCAUUAUCUGGGCUUGGAUCAUGUUGGGCAUAUUGGUGGACGUAACAGUAUUUUGAUGGCUCCAAAACUUAAGGAGAUGGAUGAAGUGGUGAAGAUGAUUCAUUUGAGCACUAUCCAGACUCGAGAUAAUGAUCAAGGAAAGACACUUCUGGUUGUAGUAAGCGAUCAUGGCAUGACUGAGAAUGGUAAUCAUGGGGGCUCUUCGUAUGAAGAAACCGACUCGUUAGCUCUUUUUGUUGGCCUCAAAAAUGAUCUCUCUGAUUAUGCAGCAUCCUCUUGUAACUCUAUUUACCAGGUUGACAUUGCUCCAACGUUAGCUCUUCUAUUUGGUGUGCCGAUUCCUAAGAACAAUGUUGGUGUCCUGAUUUCAGAAGCAUUUGAUUUAUUGACAGAUGAUAAACAACUGAGAGUGUUGGAACUGAAUUCCUGGCAGCUGCUCCGAUUAAUCCAAGCACAAUUACCUGGUUUAUCAUGCCGAAACUUGCCAAGCCAUGAUGGCUUUACAGAUGGUCUUGCAUCUACAAUUGUAGAAUGCUCUGGUAGUAUGGAGAAGAUGUUGUGUUGCCUAUAUAUGAACGCCAUAAAUCUUCACAGUUCCUGGAAGUCAAAGUCACUCUCCAGGUCUACAAGUAGGGAUGAUUACAGCUGCACUGUUGCAGCAUAUCAUCAGUUUCUGAAAACUGCAAGUGAGUGGUUAUCACGCAGAGUGACUGAUAAACCUGUUGGCUUACUUGCUUUUGGGGUUGUGGCAAUGGCCAUAUCAUCUCUAACAUUAUUAGGCCUCAUGAUUUGCAUGAGUACAGAGGAUCAACCUGGAGAGAACCAAUGCCGUUGUAAUUCAAUUACUGGUUGGCACAAGUGGUCUGUAAAUGAAAUCUUUCUAUUGGGUGUCAUGUUAAUUCUUGUUAUGAGUAUGGCUUCGAGUUCUAUGGUAGAGGAAGAGCAAUAUAUAUGGCAUUUUGUUUUAUCAACAUCAUAUGUUCUAUUUCUUCGAAAAGCAGUUCAGCCUCUUGCACCAGGAAGUGCAAAGAGCUUUUUCAAAUUGAUGAAGGGACAGACAGAAAGACUUGAUUUUCGCAUAUCUUCCAUCAUUUUGCUUCUUAUUUCUGGAAGAAUUUUGAGAAGCUGGCACCAAGGUGGUGUAAACUGGACGUAUCUUCCAGAUAUUUCAAAGUGGCUUGAACAGGCUGGGGUUAACCAUGUGAGAUCAAUUCAGCUAGCAUCGGGUUUGCUAGUGAUCAGUUUAAGCAUAUUUGCUUUGUUUUUGUUUGGAUUUAGGAGAAAAAUCACUCAAUUAGUUGGAUUUUGCUUUCUCAUAAGUGGAUUCUUGGUUUUAUGGUACCUGUAUCACAACAAUGCAUUUGUGUCUGCCAGUUGUGAUGCUGCAAUACAGGCACAGAUAAUAUAUGCAAUUCUUGGUAUUGCCACAGUUGGCACUUUUGUAGCAUUACCAUGGUUCAUACCUCUUUGGUUCCCUGGUACAUGUUCAAAGCCUAAUGUGAAAUCAACUUUGGUUACUUUUGACGGUCAAUGCAUAUUUUCAUUGGUGGAAUUCAGAGACUCUUCAUAUCUGAUUGGGUUAGCAUAUAUAAUAUGUUGGUGCCUUCUGCAGCUGUUGCUUCAACAGCCAGUCAAUUCAAUGCCCAUCCUUUUGCUUCUCGUGCAGAUCCUCUCUAGCAUGCUCUACUUUUCUUGUAGUGGGCUACAGCAUAUUGAAGUGGAGGUUGCUUUGUUGUACUAUAUGGGAAUGGCAGGCCAUUUUGCUCUCGGGAACAGCAAUACUCUUGCCACAAUAGAUGUUGCUGGAGCUUUUAUUGGCCUGUCAAGCCACUCAAUGUUCCUUUCUGGCAUUUUGAUGUUCAUCAUUACCUACGCGUCCCCAAUGUUAUUUCUUCUUAGCAUGCUGAUGUACAUCUCCGUGAAGUGCACCAGCUAUCUUGCAAAUCACCAAAAUGUAGAUUCGGGGCAUCUUGCAAAGAUGAUUCUUGGAUUUCCUUGUCUGGUUCCCGUGGGCUUGAAUUCAAUUCUACUGACUUCCUACACCAUUGUCUUGCUGUUAAUGAGGAACCAUUUGUUUGUUUGGAGUGUCUUCUCUCCGAAGUACUUGUAUGUUUGUGCUACAACUGUUUGCAUCUACGUUGGGGUCUUUGUAGUGGCUGCCACUGAGAUUUAUACGUGUUGGGUGCUGGCACUGCGGAGAAAGAAGCAGAUUUCAAUCCGAUAGGAGCUUUGCAUGCCAAGAUGGCCGGCGUGGUGACCUCUUUCAGACCAAAUAGCACUCUGGCCAUUUAUGCAUCUGUUUUCAAUAUUAACCGAUCAAUUUUCUUUUGUCCACGAAGUGAUUGGUUUCAUUACAAAUAAGGCCCCACCCUUCUUCCAGCCCAAUUUUGGCUUUGGCAUUGCUUUUCUGAACCAGAGUUUUUGUUUUCCUUCGAUUCUUGAAUCAAGUCAAUUCCAAUA